AUGGUCCUUGAUACAGUACACGCCAAGGCUGGCUCACACCUCUCCUCGCCCUUCCACCCGACAUACAGGGUUCUCGGGCAAGAUAUCACCGUUGACCUUCCCCUCCCUACGCUCAUUCUCGCUACUUUCGGGGCGCUUGUAGCUCUCAGAUACCUCGUGUCUUUCUUGACGCUCCUGGCGCAGCUCACUGUUCUCCCUGGGAGGGAUAUCAAAUCCUUCAAGACGCGCAAUGGAAAGACAUGGGCCGUCGUGACCGGUGCGACCGGUGGUAUAGGGCUCGAGUUCGCCCGUCAGCUCGCUAAGAAGGGAUACAAUAUCGUCGUUCUGGGUAGGAGACAAGAGGUAUUGGAGGAAGUUUCGAGGGAACUCGAAACCAAAUACAAGGUCGAGACCCGGUUCCUCGUGGUCGACUUUGCAUCCCCCUCCUCCCGCGGAGAGAAGUUUGCCGAGCUGGGCCAGAUGGUCCAGUCUCUUGAUCUGGGGGUGCUGGUGAAUAACGUAGGGGCGAGCCAUGAGAUGCCUGUUGCGUUUGCAGAGACGGAGGCGGAGGAGAUCGAUAACAUCGUUCAGACCAACAUCCUGGGCACACUCCACCUCACCCGGCUCCUCCUCCCCCGUCUCCUCUCCCGCUCUUCCAAGAAGGGCAGCCCUAAAUCCCUCGUGCUCAAUAUCGGAUCCAUGUCGGGGCGUAUCCCCUCGGCCCUGCUCGCUACGUACAGCUUGACCAAGGGCGGAUUACAGACGUGGAGUCAGGCGCUGGCUGUCGAGGUCGAAGGGCAGGGGGUUAUGGUCAGGAUGGUGAUACCUGCUUUCGUCGUAUCCAACAUGUCCAAGAUCCGCCGCGCCUCCCUCCUCGUCCCGUCCGCCCCCGCCUUUGUCUCUUCCACCCUAGGAUCCAUAGGACAGAGCCGAGGCGCCCAAGGACGGGCAUACGAGUGCACCCCGUACCCGACGCAUGCGCUCGUGGAUUACGGAGUGGGGCUGCUGGGGUGGGUGAGCGAGCUGGGGGCGAUGAAGGUCGUUAAGGGGAUGCAUGUAGAUAUUAGGAAGAGGGCGUUGAGGAAGCGGGAGAGGGAGGCGAAGGGGAAGUAA
Dioszegia hungarica is the source of this 1092-nucleotide messenger RNA. Its product is annotated as putative 3-ketoacyl-CoA reductase. Gene Ontology annotation, biological process: fatty acid elongation. Gene Ontology annotation, molecular function: ketoreductase activity. Gene Ontology annotation, cellular component: endoplasmic reticulum. Bases 1 to 1092 code for a protein of 363 amino acids. Lineage: Eukaryota; Fungi; Basidiomycota; Tremellomycetes; Tremellales; Bulleribasidiaceae. The record is from RefSeq and is a predicted model, not a curated record. The transcript is spliced from 6 exons.